Messenger RNA from Cynara cardunculus var. scolymus (artichoke), 1841 nucleotides. Its product is annotated as putative UPF0481 protein At3g02645. The record is from RefSeq and is a predicted model, not a curated record. Bases 1 to 1743 code for a protein of 580 amino acids. NCBI's taxonomy places the organism in Eukaryota, Viridiplantae, Streptophyta, Magnoliopsida, Asterales, Asteraceae. The transcript has a single exon.
AUGGCCACCAAAUCUACCUCCACCUACACUAAUUCUUACUCUUUCUCAAAGCUGAACAUCGAUGAAAACGAAUGGGUCGAGAACAUGCGUAAAUCGGUGGUAGAACAUACCGAAGAAGCCGACAAAGUCGAAGUUUGUAUCUUCACCGUCCCCAGCGUCCUUCUCGCCACCGAUCCCGCAUCCUACGUUCCACAGCAGGUGGCGUUAGGCCCGUUCCACCAUUGGCGACCGGAGGUCUACGAAAUGCAGCGGUACAAACUGGCCUCGGCUCGAAGAACCCAGAAACAAAUGAACAUUAGCUUCGAGCGUAUCGUCGAGAUUAUGAAGAAAAACGACGAGGCUCGAAUCCGAGCUUGCUACCAUAAGUUCUUGGAUAUGUCCGGUGAUGCUCUCAUCUGGAUGAUGGCCGUUGAUAUGGCGUUUUUGCUCGAGUUUCUUCAGGUUUACUUAAUGAAAGAACAAGGCCGGAUUCUCAAGAAAGUCACGUCCGGGAUGUCGCAUUUGGUCGAUGCCUCCGGGAAGAAACUGUCGCACAUGGCGAUUCUUCGUGAUUUGGUGAUGGUUGAGAACCAGAUUCCGUUGUUUCUGAUUAAGACGAUGUUGGAAGCUCAACGGAAACAGACGGCUCAUGAGCUGACAGCUGAACAGACGUUGAAGACCAUGUUAAUGGGGUUGUACCAUGAGCUUUCUCCCUUUCAAGAAAAAGAGUUGCCGGAUGUUGACAUUAACGACUGUGAUCACCUGCUCGAUUUUCUGUACCAUAUGACAGUUCCAAACAACAAAGAACUCGGUAUCCAAGAGGCUGAGAUCGAUAUCGACAAGGAUGAUAUCACCGAGAUCAAAGGAGGGGGAGGAGGAGGAGAAGAAGAAGAAGAAUCUUUCGCGAAACAAAGUGACCUUCGAAGGUUUAUGGAUUACAUAUGGACCACCCUCUCAAAAUCAAACGCAGGUUUGGUUAACUUUUUCAAGAAAAUCCUUUUCGGAAAACCAAUGGCUCUUCUAAUGAAACUGCCAUGGAAGAUCUUAUCAAGUCUCCCCAUUCUCAAACUCAUGAAAGAACCCAUCGAACGAAUGCUGGAAAAGUUCCAAGGUGAAGGAGAAGAACAAUCAAAAGAAGAUGGUAACGAACCAAAAGCACCAUUAAUCGAAGAAAUCACCAUCCCAUCCGUCACCGAUAUGGUCCAAGCCGGAAUCCUUUUCUCGCCGGUGAACGGCGGGAUUUCCGACAUAAGCUUCGACAACAUAACAUGCACACUUUACCUCCCAGUAGUCGAAUUAGACGUAAACACAGAGGUUUUUCUAAGAAACUUGGUGGCAUACGAAGCUUGCGUUGCCGCCGGUCCGUUGGUGGUAGCUCGUUACACCGAGCUAAUGAACGGAAUCAUCGACACAGAAGAAGAUGCGAAGUUUCUAAGAGAAAGAGGGAUUGUUUUAAGCCAUUUGAAGAACGAUAAAGAAGUUGCAGAUUUGUGGAAUGGGAUGAGCAAGUCUGUGAAGCUGACGAAAGUUCCAAAGAUGGAUCAAGUGAUUGAAGACGUGAACAAAAGGUAUGGGAAGACAUGGAGGGUAAAAAUGGCGAAUUUCAUGAAGACAUAUGUGUUUGGAUCUUGGAAGUUUCUAACGUUGUUGGCUGCUUUGUUCAUGUUGUUAUUAACUGGUCUGCAAGCUUUCUGCUCUGUGUAUAGUUGUGCUCGUAUCUUCCAUCAACUUCCAGAGCUCCAAGGAGGGUCAGAAGGGAACUAAGAAGAUGUUUACCAAAAGGUUAAUCGGUAAGUGUUUAAUUAAUUAUCUUAUCAUAUGUAUAUGACAAUUAAAAAUUUGGAAUCUUAUCUAGCUAGUAA